Molecule: messenger RNA, 1960 nt
Organism: Microstroma glucosiphilum
Lineage: Eukaryota; Fungi; Basidiomycota; Exobasidiomycetes; Microstromatales; Microstromataceae
Exons: 5
Coding region: 170-1768 (532 amino acids)
Source: RefSeq, a predicted model, not a curated record
GGACUGACGCUCAGGACGGUCGUGGGUCGCAGGCGGGCAGGCGCACGGCGGAGCCACAGGCGGGGCACGGCAGCACCAAAAAACCGCAGUGCGCGGUCAAAGCCGCUUUGCUUUCCGUCUUCCGUUCCGACUUUUGAGAGCCAUUUGCUGCCAAGGUGGAGCCGGGGCCAUGCACGCGUCUCUUUCCGUUGAAUGCCGGAAGAAUUAUGCAUACUCAACCCUGACUCCCUUACCCAUCAUACCAUGUGAGGCAAGCCCAUCCUGGUCUAUGACGAUGCCUCCUUCGUCUUCGACCGGCGAACCUCCCUUUGCUUGUCCGAAGGGGUACGCCUGGGAUCCUGAGCGGCGACGCUUCUACCGCCUGGAUGCAAAGCUCGCCAAAGUGGACAGUACCGAGCCCGCACAGGCCUCCUCCUUCUCCUCAACUCGUGCUCUCGCGCCCGUCCCACAGCCAGAUGUCCCACCAUCGUCUUACUACUUCACGCCAUCACAACCACCAGGAGCGUUCACUUCCGCUAGCUCGCCCUACUUGAUUCCUAGAGACCGCCCCGCUUCCUAUGCUGCAUCGAGAAGAUGGCGAGAGGCUCAAAUCGGGAGGCACAUGCGAUCCCUUCGCUGCUACUCGCGAGACAACAUUUCCAAGAUGAGGCGCGAUGGAGAUGCUCUCCUCGCCGGCCCUCGCAAAAUGCUGAGCGUCUCGUCUUUCGAUCGAACAGGCUCUCUCCUGAUGGUACCCUUUGUAGAGGAAAAGUUGGACAGGACUGGACCACAAAUAAGCCAUUGCCAAACACUCUGCUUCGAGCAAGGCACUCGCAGCAAAGGGGUCGAAAGGUGGCUCGUAGACUCAGCGCUCCCGACGAAUGACUACUUAUGUAUCGUCGCCGAUAGAGACAGGGAUUACAGCCUCGCGGCAAGGCCAGCUCCUCGACGCCCGGUCUCAAGCAAGCAUUUUACUGCGCACUGCAAGCUCGAAGGUGAAGAACUUGUCCGCACCCAGCGUGGUGGUACACGUAUCGUCAGACAACGCGCGGCUGUCGGUACUGGAUUCCACAAGCAUUCGAUGUAUCCCAGAGGUCUUGCGAUCUACCGUCACGAAGUUUGCGGGCUUGAAAGCGUAGUUGACAACGCCCCUGCGCAACAUAGAGUUGUCAAUUGGCAGUCUGCUGUCGUGACGCAACAUCCGCGACUCAGAGAGAUUUUCCCUGAUGACACAGAUGCGCUUAUCUCCUUUAUCCAUCACCUCCCGCUAGAGGGAGAAGAUACUCCGGAACUCGUUGCUGUGCAGCUCUUCUCUGCGAGUAGGGCAUACUCGGCCCUUAGCGCACCGAGGUUUUCUUGCUUCAAGAGGAUUAAGAGACCUGGCAUCAAUUUCAGAUUUCAUGUCAUGGCUCUGAAUGCCGACAGUGGGCUAUGCUGGGCUGGUCAGCGCGACGGCUCCAUCCAUGUCCUUGAUAGUAUGGAAUUUUGCUAUCAGCAAGUCAUACAGAAACAACAGUCGGGCUCGUUCAAGCCCGUCAACUUGCAUGAUAUCAAGGCAGCAGCGGUAACGAAUCUGCUUCCAGUCGGAAGAGCUGAGGUUGUGGCUUGCUUUUCCAGUGGAGUGAUUGCACUUCUCCGAGCAGAACCAUAUGAGGGCACUCACGUCGUUCGUACCUUUACGGGUCACGUCAACGAAUUCGGCGACAUGAACGUGUCAGCCUGCGUCGACACAGACAGUCGAUUGUUGGCAGUCAGAGGCAGUGUAUGUAUUAUGAAGAAGAUAGAAUGAGGGGUACAGAGCCUUGACAGCGGUCAGACAGCAGCUGACUCCUACGAAUCUUGCUCCUCAUGUCUCGCUGUGUCCCAUCAUUCAGGAUGGCCUCAUACGUGUGUGGCACUUAGAACAUUCCCUUCCCCUGAACAGCCCACUACACGAAAGACGUGGUGGUCAAUGUGAUUCUCUCCGCAUUCUGGAGCCUCA